CCUCCCUGCCUGUGCCGAGCUCCUGCCCGCACUGGGGCUCUGCCCGGCUCUGUGUGCCGCAGGCAGCACCCAUGGGGGUGUCGGGGUGGGCUCCCCCCGGGGCCGGGGGCAGCGCCGUGGUCUAGGGAGGCUCUGCGCGUGCCCCCCCGCCCGGCCCAUCAUGCCAUUGCUGGAUUUUUUCUGGGCUUGCUUCAAAAGAGCCAAGUGUUUCACAUUGCUAGAAGACAAAAAAGAUGCAGAAACUGAAGCCAAGAAAGCUUGCGACUGGCUGCGAGCAGCAGGAUUCCCUCAGUAUGCCCAGCUUUAUGAAGACUCAUUGUUCCCUCUCGACAUCGGCGCUGUGAAGAAGGACCACAGCUUCCUGGAUCAGGACUCCCUCAAAUCCCUGUGCAGGAGGCUGAUGACCCUGAACACAUGUGCCUCCAUGAAGCUGGAAGUCCACUUUCAGCGUAAACAGAAUGAAGACUCUGAGGAGGAAGACCUGUGCGCCAUCAGUGACCGGUGGGCUUUUCAGAGGGACAGCAAGAGGUGGUCCCGGGUGGGGUCCGUUGAUGUCCUCUCCCAGGGCUCCGAGGUCCUGAGCUCUACCAUGCGGCUGGCGUCCAGCCGGGAGAGCGUCCUCACGGACCUCAGCACCAACCCGGAGGCCGCGUCCCUGCACAGCAGCAGCAGCACGGGCGGCACGCUGGGCAUUGGGGUCCCACCGCCUGACCCCCCGUCCCCCCUCCGCGCCGUCACCGCCUCCAGCCACAGCUUGAGUGAGCACUCCUUGCCAGAACAGCCCUCCAACCGCGGCGAGGGCUCCAAGGAGAAACCAAAGAAACGACGGUCUCGCAGCUUCCUGAAGAGGAUCGAGUCCCUCCGAAGGAAGGACAAAGAGAAAGCCAGCCUAGACGAGAAGGUGGCCCCACAUGGCAGCAUCACAGCCACACCAGGAUGGGGCUCCCUGAAGACUAAUGGGGACCUUGCAGUGACCAAGGCCAACUUCUCUAAAAGAGGGAUAUCUGCUUCUUUCCAUGGCAAAAAACAUUUCUUCUCGGUAUCGUACAGGACUAACCGCUUGCUGGGCUCAGGUGGGAGCAAGGUCAGCUCUGACCCAAAACGUAGCGGAGUCUACCUGGAGGACUACGAAACGGCCGUGGCAGCCAGCGGUGACUGGGCUUCUGGAGAGUGCCAGCACCGGCAGGCACGGCGGAGGGACUGCUUGGUUUACAUCCCCCAGGACCACAAGCCAGGCACCUUCCCCAAAUCCCUCUCCAUCGAGAGCUUGUGUCCCUUGGGCGGCAGCUCCUUGACCCACUGGAAAUCGGGGAAUGCACCCGUAGGGCUGGGGGGGGGUGGCGGGGGUGGCAGCAGCAGCAGUGUGGAGGGCUCAUCCUCCCCGCAGGGCUUCGCCUGCCGCCGCCGGCGGGGCUCCUGCAGCUCCCUGGGCAGCCGGGUCAGCGUGUACGACAACGUGCCGGAGUUCGGCAGCAGCGAGGAUUUCUGCAAGGAGGACAGGGAGGUGACCUACGAGAACCUCGACGACAUACUGCAGCACAUGUGGGGGCUGCAGCAGAAGGUGAAUCUCUGGUAUAAAGCUAUCUCCCCUGACCUGGCUGGGGAGGAGGGGGGCGAGGAGGAGGAAGAGGGGGAGGAGUCGGACUCGGGAGGGGAACCCUCCAACCUGCACUUCGAAGAGCGGUCCAUGUCGGAUGUUGGCACCUCUGCCAGUGACUUUGACAGCACGGGCAACUCCCUCAACGAGGCCGAAGAGAUCGAGAUGCGGGAGCGCCGGGACUCGGGGGUGGGAGCAUCGCUCACCAGGCCCUGCAGAAAGUUGCGUUGGCACAGUUUCCAGAACUCGCACCGGCCCAGCCUGAACUCUGCCUCCCUGGAGAUCAACCGCCAGUCCUCUGCCCAGCUAAACCUGCUCCAGAAGUGCUCCCUGCUCCGUCUCACAGCCAUCAUGGAGAAGUACUCGGUGCCCCACAAGCAGGCCUGGACGUGGACUGUGCCCAAGUUCAUGAAGCGGAGUAAAGUCCCCGACUACAGGGACAAGAUGGUCUUUGGGGUGCCACCCAUCAUCAACGUGCAGCGGACGGGGCAGCCCCUGCCCCAGAGCAUCCAGCAGGCAAUGCGCUACAUCCGCAGCCAGUGCCUGGACCAGGUUGGCAUUUUCCGAAAGUCAGGGGUGAAGUCCCGGAUUCAGGCGCUCCGGCACAUGAAUGAAACCAGCCCCGACAAUGUCAACUAUGACGGGCAGUCGGCGUAUGAUGUGGCUGACCUGCUGAAGCAGUAUUUCCGCGACCUGCCGGAGCCCAUCUUCACCAGCAAGCUGACAGACACCUUCCUGCAGAUCUACCAGUUUGUGUCAAAGGAGCAGCGGCUGCAGGCGGUGCAGGCGGCCGUUAUCCUCAUGCCAGAUGAGAACCGGGAGGUGCUGCAGACCCUGCUCUACUUCCUAAGUGACAUCGCCUCGGCAGAGGAGAACCAGAUGACAGCCGGGAACCUGGCUGUGUGCCUGGCCCCCUCCAUUUUCCACCUCAAUGUGUCCAAGAAGGAAAGUACCUCGCCAAGGGUGAUACAUAAGAGGGGCACCAUGGGGAAGCCUGACCAGAAGGACCUCAACGAGAACAUGGCUGCAACACAGGGGCUCUCCCACAUGAUCACCGACUGCAAGAAGCUCUUCCAGGUCUCCCAUGACAUCUUACUGCAGCUGAGCAGCUCCUAUAUGGCAGCAGAUGCUUACCCCCAUCCCCUGACUGACUUUGUGUGCCAGGGGGAAAGCAAGGAUUUACACUCCUACUUUGAGCAGAGUGUCCAGAACCUGUUGAAAGAGUCAUCGGAGAAAUUCAAGGGGUGGCUGAGCACGCCAGGACCCCUGAACACAGAGCUCUCCUGCAAAAAGGUUGGGGACGGGCACCCUCUGCGCUUGUGGAAGGUCUCCACGGAUGUUGAGGCCCCUCCCACCACGGUCCUGCACCGGGUGCUUCGGGAGCGUCACCUCUGGGAUGAAGACCUGCUGCAGAGCAAAGUGGUAGAGGCCCUGGACAAGAACUUGGAGGUCUAUCACUAUGUCACGGACAGCAUGGCACCCCACCCACGCAGGGACUGCGUGGUGCUCCGGCACUGGCGCACGGACCUGCCACGGGGAACCUGCCUGCUCAUCUCCAUCUCGGUGGAGCACGACAAGCUGCCAGUGGAGGGAGGUGUCAAGGCCAUCGUGCUGACGUCCCAGUACCUCAUCGAGCCCAGCUCCAUGGGCCGCUCCAAAGUGACCCACAUCUGCAGAGCUGACCUCAGGGGCCGGUCUCCCGAGUGGUACAACAAGGUCUUUGGCCACCUCUGUGCCAUGGAGCUGGUGAGGAUCCGAGACUCUUUCCCAGCCCUGAGUCCCAACAGCCCUGAGACCAAGAUCUGAGGCGCCAGGAAGAUGCUCUGUCCUGUCUGCUGUAGACUGGCCGGUGGAUCCGACUUGCAGCUCUCAAAGAGGAGCAUGGUGCAGGCAGCUGGCCGGGGAGGGGGAGGCAGAGGUUGGCGUGCUCACAGGCACAUAUUUAUAAGCGUCCUUUUACCCUGGGCUGGGCAUCCCCCAUCCCACCGUCCUGGUUGCUGCUUCAGCUGCCCCUUGCUUGAUAACAUUGUGCCACAGGUUGGCUGCAGAGGCAAAGCCAUGCAGCCCACGCUCUCUGCAGGAGGGGUUGGCGAGCGGAGGGAAAGAGAGGGGCUGUGGGGUGACACCACCCCCACCCCCCAGAAAGGCAGCCUGCAGGCAGGGCUGGGAAGCAGCUGGCCCACGUUGAGCUGGGAGCAGCUGCAGGGGUGAAGGUGCAUGGGGCGAAGCGGGAGGGCACGGGAGAAGUGAGCGGGGAAGAUGAUGCCAUGGCUGUAGGUUGCAGUGCUGUGUCAGGAAGUGAAGGAUGGGCAGCGAGGGGUGGAUCGUGUGUGCAUUGUCACCUGGUGAGGACAGCCAGAGAGCCACUGCAAGAACCUGUUUGGUAGUAGAAGAGGCUGCUGUUCUGAGAGGAGGGGGCUAUAUACAGAUAGAUAAGCUUCAAGUGCUAGCCCUUGUCAAGGGGCAGAAGGAACCUAUUGCACCUUAGGUGCUGAAUUUCACAGCAGAAGAAAAGGCUCCCUAGCCUUGGACCUUGCUUUUGCUUGGCUAAAAGCCCGCUCUUGCAUACUAGGUUUCAGAGGGGCUGGAUGGAUGAUGUUCCAAGGCAAGCCCAUCCCUUGAAACCAGCCUCCCCCUUGUUUGGAGGGGCAGGAUCAGUCUAGAGCUCCAGAGCAGCUGCCCAGGUAGCUGGCUGGCUACAAGCUGGGAAGGGACAAUGCCCCAUGGGGGUGGUUAUGGGGAGGCACAGUGAGAGGGAAGGACAGAGCCAGCACAGCAGCUCCCCUUUCCUUACUUCUCUUGGGGUUCACACUGCACUGCCCUGGAGAGGGCAGGAGGGCAGAGCAGCCUUGCCAGCACCAGCUGCACCAUGGCAGCGCUCUGGGCUGAAAGCUUUGGCCAAGGCUGGGUGAGCACACCUCAGAGCUGUGCUCAUCCCAGCUCCCGAGGGGACAAAGCCAGCAAAGCAAGGGAGUCCACACCAAGCUAAGCACCUGCCAGCUGCCCAGGCCAGGAUCCAUCCCGUCCUGGCCUCUGCAGUAAGGUGGGGAGGUGGAGGUGUCCUGGCUUCGCCCCUCUUUGAGCAGCUAGACGGGGCAGAGCCCAUGCCCCUCCUGGGCACAGAGCGCCCUCGCUACCGUUACUCCCUGCAGAGAUAUCCAUUCCCCUUCCCAUCCCUCACUUUCCUCCACGGAGAAACUGUCCACCGUGGCUAACAGCACCCAGAGAGCUGACCUGGUUUCUCCGUUCAGGCAGGGACCCAAGUUACCAGACAGCGUUCCAACUGGAAGGCAACACGACCCACACAUGGGAGCGAUUCCCAGUGUCAGUUUUGCCGUAACACAUCCUAUCUGUCUCUCUUUCGGUAAAAAAAAAAAAAAAAAGCAACUCAGCCUGUAUUCUGUGUUUUUAUAUAUAUAUUUUAUAUAUAUAUAAAAAUAUAACUAACAGUUGGGGGAGUGAUUUUUCUCCUAAUAUUUUUUUAAAAUGUUUCUUUUUUUUCUAUCUAUAAAUACUUGUACAGUUGGAAUAUUAAUAUAUGACUCCGGUGGUAGAGUUCAGUGCCAGGUGUUGCUCACUUAAGAGAUGUGUAUUUUGUAUUUAAGGGACUUUCAUUUUGUACCAUAUGAAACAGCAACAGAUUGUUUGACUUGGAUGAGGGCUGUUUUUCCCCUCUGUGUAAUUAAUAAAAUACUAACGGUA
Tyto alba (common barn owl) is the source of this 5299-nucleotide messenger RNA. It is a transcript of the gene STARD8, whose product is annotated as StAR related lipid transfer domain containing 8. The transcript has 15 exons. Gene Ontology annotation, molecular function: GTPase activator activity; lipid binding. The record is from RefSeq and is a predicted model, not a curated record. Bases 161 to 3403 code for a protein of 1080 amino acids. Lineage: Eukaryota; Metazoa; Chordata; Aves; Strigiformes; Tytonidae. Gene Ontology annotation, biological process: regulation of Rho protein signal transduction; signal transduction; actin cytoskeleton organization.